AUGCUGACGCGACAUGGUCUACUGCUACUUGUGGAGAUCUCGUUCACAACAGCCUUUCGCCCGUCGCUGCUGGCCAGAGGCAAUGCCUCCGUUGCAGAAGUGCUGCCACCGCCAGCACCUCCAGCAGCACCGCCUUGUGUAGUUUGCAUCAAGUCGGCUUUGCAUUCGACGCCUUUUCAGUCUGCCACGGUGAUCCAGACCCCCCGAAAAUUGCAGCCUACGCUGGAAAAUCUCCGGCGGAUGCUGGAGCUCGGUGCCUUCACCCUCGCGUGCUUCUGUGUUCUGCAGUGGAGGGGUUCAGCUACGACGACCAGUCAGCCCAUUCAAAGUCCGCACCUUGACCUCGAUGCCUCGCUCACCGUCUGUGGUGUGGGACGGUACCAACUGACCAUUGCGCUGGCCAUCAUGCUCGCGUGGAUGGCUGAUGGAGCAGAGAACGUGCUGCUUCAUAACAUGUCCCCGCACCUGGUAGAUGCGCUGGAUACAGACGAGAUCAGCUUGGCCGACCUGCGCAUCUUCUGCCACAUCGCCAUGGCUUGCUCAGCAUUCCUCAGUGGGUCCUGCGCAGACAGCUUCGGUCGGCGUCCUGUCUUCUGUAUCUCAUGUCUUCUGGCUGCCACGUUCUCAUUGCUUUCCAUCUUUGCGCCGGUUUUUUGGAUAUUCUGCCUUUGUCGCGUUCUGACCGGCAUCGGCUUGGGGGCCCUCGUCGGGACGGAUGUAGCACUGCUUUGUGAAUUCUUGCCAGUGUCGAAGCGAGAGUGGGUGGUCCCGUUCCUCUACGUGGGCUAUGUGUUGGGGCGACUCUACGCAGACUUCUGCACUGCUAAAGUCUAUCCGCUGUUGGAGAACUGGCGUGCCCCUUUCCUUCUUUGCAGUUUGCCACUAGUACCUUCUUGCCUGCUGCGCUUCGGCCUGCACGAGACGCCCCAGGCUCUCCUUGCACGAGGCUUGGUCGGCCAUGCCAAGUUUGUUCUCACGGCAGUGGCUCAGACAAAUGCCAGUGUGAGGAGCACUUCCUGCGUCAUCACCGGUGGCCGACCCGUCAAGCAAUACCAGGGUCUCGACUUCCGAAAUUGCCUCAAUGCGGGCUUCCUGGCUGCCGUCCGACAGAACCACCUGGAACGAGUGUUGGCCGUCUCCAUCUUGGCCGUGGCCGUGGCGCUCGGGAGAAUCCUGGAUUCCGUCACGCCGGAGGUCGAGGCGCACUUCAACCUGCACGGCAACUCUUUUUCCAGUCCGGUGUGGUGCGCUGCUCUGACCUGUUUGUGGUGUGCCUUGAGCAUCGGGAUGAUGCAGACGGGCUUCCUGGCUUGGGACAUCUUCAUUGGAGGUUGCCUCAUCUCGCAAGGAGUGUUGUUGGCCUUCUCUUAUCUUUGGCAGAUCUCAUCGCCGGGCUGGAAAAGCUUCAAUUUGCUCCUUGCUGCGUGGGCCAUCGCUGAGGGCGUGACGAGCACGCCGUUCUACGCCAUCUGUGUCCGGAUGUUCCCUGAGAAUGCCCGUGCGACUUCCAUGGGACUUGUCGACGCCUUUUUCAGAUCAGUCGUGGCACUUCAGCCCUUUCUUGCAGCGGACCUUCUCAGCAACCUUGGGACAGCUUUGACAGCGGCCGUGCUGGGGGCUUGCUGGCUCUCGGUGGCGGCUUGGGCGCUGAUUCUGCGUCGCCUCUGGGAGGCGCCCCCUCAGCCCGAGGAUGUCGAAGUGUCCAAGGUUUCUACGAUCUAUGCCACCGUAGAGGUGUCUAGAUCCAAGAGGACCACUGCCCACAACGUGAUAUUGCGAAAUAUUGCGAACGGAGCAAUUAGAAUUCAUCUUGAAGUCCGCAAGCAAAGCCGAGAACAUCACAGGAUCUGGGAGUCCGAGGCUUUGAAGCAAAUCGCUUCGGAACUGCCGACGGCAAACCUUGAUCUCAAUGCCCGGUUAGAGAAGCUCACGGAGCCCAAGAGCCAAGGCGAUAGCCACUUCAGGCUGCUUCUCGAAGAUCCCGGUCGGUAUGAGCUGCAUCCGCAGCUUGCGCCGAUGGUGCUAAGGGCGUUUUACCGCCUGCUGUGGCUGCAGAACCAGGAUCUUGGCCAGCGCGGCAGUCCGAAGCUGCAGCUGCGUGUCCUCAGCGGCGAGCCCGACCCGCAGGCCUUCCUAGAUGUCUCCUGCCAGGGGGCUUGCCACGAUUCGCUGGCUGCCGUUGCUCCUGGUGCAGGCCCCGCCCUCACGUCGCAGCUGCAGGCGGCACUUCCGCGGCGGCGUAGCCUUGCUGCCUUCUUUUCUCGGGCGUCGAGGUCAACUCCACGAAAAGUCAGCGAGCAGAAUCUUCUGGAUCGCAUUGACCACUUGGCCCUCCUAGCGCUGGAGACCACAGGGAGCCGCAUCGCGAUGGAGCUCGAUGUGGUCAUCAUAGGAAAUGGGCCCAGCGGCUUGGCUGUGGCCUCUGCGCUGAGCGGCUUCGUGCCGCAGGUCGCUGUGCCGGCGAGGCGCAUUUCGGAUCCUGCGGUUAGACACGCGGCCGAGAAGCUCUCGGGCAAAACUCUCGACGAGGCGGUGGGCUUGCACGCCCUCUCGGCAGGGAUCCAGCGACGCUGCGUAAACCCGACGGCUGCGUUGGUUGAUGCUUUGCGAUAUCCGGAAGGCGAUGGCCGCGGCCUGUCGCUCCUGCACUCCACCAAGCAGCCGGCCAUACGGCAUGCAGUGAUUGGCUCCAGUGCUCCAGGGGGGAGCUGGCAGUCGAUGUCUCCUUCCACUGUGACACUAUCUCCAGGCUCAUGGAUGGACCUUCCAGGCUACUCCCUGGAAGAGCAUCUCAAGAGCGAGCGCUCGAAGGAGGCACGUCGAUUGCUCCAGAAGGGCAGUGCAGAGGCCCUAGCAGCUUCGCGUGUGCCGCGGUGGCUUGUGGCAGAAUACUAUGUCGCCUAUGCACGAAGACUGCCGUCUUCUUUCAUCAAUGGAACUGUGACGCACAUGGUGCCAGACGGAGAAUCGUGGAAGCUCCAGAUAUCCGCUUCUCCGGCGGAGGCGGAAUCUUGUGCUCCCAGACUUGAGAUCAAGGCCAAUGCAGUGGUAUUGGCUAUGGGCAUGGCCGACCUUCCUGAGACAUUGGGCAUUCCAGGCGAAGAUUUGCCCUGGGUCACGCACCGUCCUCCCAUUCAUUCUCCGGUUCUCAUGGAGAAGAUAGGUCACCUAUUGGUGGUGGGUGCCGGUCUCAGUGCAGCAGAUGCCAUCCUGCACACGCUGCUCAGAGGCAGGGGGCGGGUCACCCAUGUGUUUCGCGGAAAGGCGCUGAGCACAAAGGUCGGGAAAAUGUUUGGCUCCUACACAGGGAACGAAAUGUACGAGGAGGAGGAGUGGCUCGCGCAGCUCAUGACCGGAGCGGUUCAAGACGAGCGCUACGCUGCUUUGGCAGAGUCGGAGCUCCUCGAUAUCCAGGACGACGGCAGCUGCCGAGUUCGUGGACCAACGCAAGAGCUGCUUUCCGUUUCCGAUGUUUCUGUCGUAGCACUCCUGCUUGGAUCCGCGCCGCAGCUGAGCUGGCUGCCUGCGUCUCUGCGGCGUGCCACCUUGGAACGCCCAAGAGCUCCGCAGCACCGCACGGAUGGUCAGCUCAGCAGUCACCCGCAGUUCUUGGCCAUAGACGAGGCCUGCAGGAGUAAUUGUGGAAAUCUUUGCUGCGCAAUCGCAGGGGGACGGGAGACGCCGCAGGCAACCUUGCAGCUGUCCGACGCCGAGACGGGGAAGGCCCAUGCACCAGCGCAAGCAGCUUCUGGCGACAAGCUCUGUAGGCCACAAGUGUCCACCAGCGAAAUGGGCUGGGACGUGCUGAAUAUGCCUCGACAAGCACUCCGAUCGCCAGGUGCUUUCCCCGAGCGUCUUCGACACUCGGCUAGUCUGACCAAGCUAUUGCCAGCCAGCUUGGAGAAACGUGCCCCUUCACAGGGGCAGCCGAUGGGGCAGAGCACCUCCGUGUCGGAAGAGGUCCGGCAAGAUGCUGGAGCCGCCCGGACCCCAGACCUGUCGGACGAAAAGUCGGCUCCCAAAGCAGUGCCAAAGCCCGCGCUGCGCGCCCCUUCGCGGAGUCCGCCAGAGCUCGGGGCCGAGCCGCUGAGCCUGGGCCGAGACUCGGUCCUCCUCUCCAUCCGUGCUGCAACAAGCGGUGGAUGCGGUGGUCGGCAGAAGGCAGCGUUAAGUUUCGUCCAGUUCCAAGCCUUUGGGAUCCGGGCCGUCGGCUCAGAGCUGCGGCGGGUGAUGUCCGAGCGCGGGCAUUUGGGACUGUCUGGCGUGGCCGAUACUUGGACGGCCGUCGCGGUGAAGUCACUAGACAAAGCGAAAAUGAAGCAAAUGAAGGUGCCUGACACGCUGGUUACGGCCGAGGUCGAGUUUAUGCGCGAGUGCAAGGGGCAACCUUGGUUUGUUCAGCUCUACGACUUCCUGGACACUAGCCACAAGUUCUACCUGCUACUCGAGCUUUGUGAUGGAGGGAAUCUGGAGGAUGCGGCCAGAAGCCUAAAUGACGGUCUCAGCGAAGCACGCUGCGCAGCCUUCAUGCAGCAACUUCUGUCUGGAAUUGCAUUCCUCCACUCCCGGAAGAUCUGCCACAGAGACAUCAAGCCGCAGAAUGCCAUGCUUCUAGGUGAUGCACGAGGCUCCAGCUCCCGGCUGCGGCUGGGAGACUUUGGGAUUGCUGUGCGACUCGGCGAGAAGCUCCUCACGGAGAAGCUGGGCACACCAGCCUUCAUGGCGCCAGAAAUGCACAUGCUGCCGAAGUCAAACGGGUACGAUUGCAAGGUGGAUCUUUGGGCAGCGGGGACGUUCAUGGUCUUCCUCUUGUCCUUGGAAUAUCCGUUCGUGGAUCCAAGCGGCCGGCUGCUGAAGAAUGACCUGCUGAGAGGAGAUUUGCCCAUUUGGGAGGGGAACGCCUUCCAAAGCCUUUUUCGGAAUGUUCAGGAAGCUGCUGGCCUUCGAAGGAAGAGGCAGUCCGUGCCGGGCUCGCCACAUCGAAAGAUGCAGUCGUCCCGGACACUGCCUAUGCUGCAAGUGGCUGGGGCGCAGGCCUUGAAGACUUUGACCGGAAGCGGAAGUUCUUCUGCAGCGUCCAACCACCAGCUGCUUCGUGCCAACCAAAUACACAUCCACAAGCAGUGGUCCCAAGGUACUCAGAAAGACUGGCUUCCGAGACCCGACAGUCUGCCUGCGGGGCAUCCACUCCUCUACCGCAGUCUCCAAAACUGGCGUGCCGAUGAAGGCCGGCAAGGCUCCAAGCAGAGCAGAGGAUCUGGCUCCUCUCCCCCAACAAGAAUGACAUCGAAGGCCAGCGCAGCAAGAUAUAGCUCGAAGCAAUCCGCCAGUGCGGCCAGGUAUGAUUCGAAGCAAUCAGUCAUGACGCGCACCUCUCAGGCAGAUGAAUCCCGGAGCGGCUCCAAACAUUCGGCCCUGCCUGCCAUGGGCAAAACCUUCUCGUCGUCCGGCGCCAUCGCUCAGACCUCCAAUGCCUUUACCGUUGGCGUGAGCAUGCGUGACAUCUCCUCCGUGGACAACUUUCGGGGUCGCAGCUCGUCGCCUCCGCCAGUAGCACGAGAGGACACAGAGAAAGGCUCGCUCGAGCGAACAGUUUCCAAGUCGCAACGUGCAACAGAGCUCGUCCACGAGCUGCGUGACAUGGUAAAUGAGGAUGAGCGAAGGGAACGAGGUGAGACGAAGAAGUGGCUUGGGCAGGACGGGUCACUGCCACAGAGCAUCCGGCAGCUGGACUAUUGGACGGCUCGUGAUUCAUUCACUCUCUACGAUGUGAAGAAAACAGGCCACCUGGACAGAAGAACCUUCUACAACCUUCUGAAAGGCAUCAGCCGGCUGCAAGACAACAUCAACGAGGAACUCAGCGAAGCCAUCUUCGAGGAAAUCGACAUCAACAAGUCCGGUGGUAUCGACGAAGAUGAAUUUCUCGGAUGGGUCUUCCAGACGAACAAUUUUCGUCUAAACCACCUUCGAGAGAAGUUGGUGCAGCUGCCACAGGAGCAGGUGCAGCGGAUUUUCCGAAAAAUAGACAAGACAGGAGAUGGAAAUCUUGACAAGACGGAGUUUUGGCGUUUCAUCGAGACCAUUGGAGGAAUCCCUCGAGAAGCGAGUGAUGACCUGCAUGAUUUCAUUGAUAGCGACGCCUCCGGCGACAUCAAUUACGACGAGUUCCUUAACUGGGUGCAUCCCGACCGCGAGCUGAAGAUGCUGGAGCAGAGAGGACACGCGGACCAGCAAGACUAUGUGAAACUUGCUGGCGACUACGUGGCACCCAGCAAGCCGCUGAUGGAGACGCGGCCCGGGAGGCCUGUAGUCUUGCAGUUCUGGGUCGGUCGGGACUAUGCAUUCAUGGCUGAGCGAAUGAAGAUCAUCAUGAGCCAGGUCUUCACCGACAACCAGGUGGAGUGGGAGUUCAAAACGGAUGAGCGCAUCAAGGGCACGUGCUCUCGGGUCGUCGCCAAAGUCGGUCGCGGGAUCGAGCUCUGGAAUCGUGACAGAAUGAUGGCAUAUCGUGAAGAUCCCUUCCUCGAUCAGUCAGGAACAAAAGCACGACAGUGGUUGACAGAGGUGCUGAGAAGCUGCCUGCCGGACGUUGAGAGCGCUGCGAACUUGCAUCGCGCCAAGCAGCUACGUAAGCACAGGCGAGAGGAUCGACAAGGAUCUAAAGAUCCUCGUGGUAGGCCAUCGCCAGUUGCCCGUGAUUUGGUGCGACGCCUCCUGCGGCCGAAGAGGACCUUGCGGCCUGAAGCCGAAGAAGCGCUAAAGCAUCCCUGGUUCAGGGCCCCUCCCCUGGAGCCUGGCGACCAGCGCGAGGAUGAUGCUCACGAUCCUUUGCUCCAGUGGGCCGACUUCGAGGACGGAUUUGCCGCCAUCUCCAGGGAGUUCCACAGGAAAGCCCAGGAGAUGGUGGAGGCAGUGGGAGAGAUCCAGAUUGGCAUCGACCUUCCCGAGCCUCACAUCCAGCUGGACCUGCAGGAUGACAGGCGGGGAUGUAGGCCGUUGGGCUAUCAGAGUUCCGGCCACUUCGGCUUCUACUGUGACCAGUGCUACCACAGCGUAUGCAUCGGCUGUUUGGUGAAGCUGCCAAAGCCGGAGUGCCCGCACUGCCGCAAGCCAGCCUCCGACGUGGCAGCCGCACAGCACCUUGCCAAAGUCGCCGAGAACUUUGACGCCAAGGUGCGGGGUGACACGAGGCUCGACAGCCGCCUUUUGCAAAUGGAUUUGGGAGAGGUCAUGUCCGGAUCCGCUGCCGCACCCGAGGCAGCUCCCCGCCCGGUCGCCGUCGCCAAAAAGGCCAUGGCCGUCCCCGGCCCUGCUGCCACCGCCAAGGAGGGAAAGAAGCCGAUGUCCGCUGCGGAUCGUGUGGGUGCAACCGGAUCCGCGCUGAACCGAGGUGUGGGCGCGAAGGCUGAAGCGGCCGGGGGGGCCUCGGGCGCACCCAAGGCAAAGGCCAAAGCCAUGGGCGCCAUGGGCUCCGGAGGGGCCGUACCCAUGCGCUACAUGGCUGGCGGCGCAGGGGCCGGCACGGCCGGAGCCGCUGCAGUUCCAGGCCAGUCCGCGCCUCGCACCGUCCUGAAUAUCGUGAGCGGCAAGCCGGUGCCCCCGACACAGCCUGGUGCAGUUGCCACGAGCUCCGUGGGCCCCGCACGUGGCUACGCGAAGGCUGCCAGUUCCGUGCUGACCGGCGAUGCUCCCAAGGUCGGACCUCCUGCUGUUGCAGUUGGCCGCGCCAUGGCAGAGGGCCGUGGCGGAGUGACCCGCGAUGCCAAUGGCAAGCUCCGGGUCCCCAUCGGCAAGAAGUACCAGAUUGUCUUCGUCACGAGCGAGGUGGCGCCCUUCUCGAAAACGGGAGGACUUGGUGAGGCCAUGGAUGGACUUCCCAUUGCCUUGGCUGCACUGGGCCACCGCUGCAUGGUGGUCUCCCCCCGCAUCUUGGCUGGCCGCUACGACCAGUACUCGGAGGCUUGGGACACUAGCUACUGGUCGUCGGUGCCGAUGGGUGGCAAGCAGGUGGACUACGUCUUUGUGGAUCAUCCCACCUUCUUGGAGCGAGUGGAUGGCUUGACAGGCCAAGCCGGCAAGCCAAAACGAGCGAAGCUGUACGGACCGGAGUGGGGAAAGGAUUUCGCCGACAACCAGGCUCGCUUUGCCUACUUCUGCAAGGCAUCGCUGAAGGCCAUCCAGGACAGACGUCUCAUUGGUGCUCUUUGGCAUGUCGACUUUAGCAGAACUCCACCUCACUUGAAGGCUGAGCUGAAACUUGGUGGAAUUGCGUACGGUGGUGACUCCAUGGUGGUUUGCAACGAUUGGCACAGUGCGUUGGUGCCAAUGUUCAUCCAUGCGGAGAAGUCCACAAACCCAAGCAAGUGGCAGAACACCAAGACCGCCUUCCUUUGCCACAAUGCUGUGUUCCAGGGCCGCUUCGUUCGCGAGGAAGGUUUGGCAGAGAUCUUCGGUGUCCCACAGCGCUACAUCGACGCUAUCACCUUCAAGCAGCCUCUUCGCAUAGGCAAGUACAACGAGAAGGUGGGUGCCCCCAAGACGUGCAAAGGCAGGGACCAGGAAGGUUUUGGGCAGGUGUCGUGCGUCAACACCAUGGCUGCUGGCCUCCGCUACUCGGAUCGUGCCGGCACCCCAACCGGCAUGAGAGAUGAUGAGAGCACAGCUGCAACAGAUGCCUUGACCGUGUCCCCUUCCUACGCGAAAGAGAUCACCAUGGACCCCGAGAAGGGCGUGGAGUUGGAGGCGCUCUUCAAGAUGGGAAUCCUGAACGGUGUCAAAGAGGGUGUUUCCCCAAGUGACAUGAACUUCGUCACCAAGACCAUGAUGUCUUGCGGGCCGUUCACCGCCGGCCGGUUUCGAUGUCACGUGUGCGCUCAGUGUCAGCCUCGCAAGCUUUGCCAGAACCUCUAUCGCAAGCAGAACAACAUGACGGAGUGCAAGGGCCCCUUGAUGUGCUUCAUCGGAAGGUUGGAUGCCCAGAAGGGCUACGACCUCCUCCUCGAGGCACUCAUGGAAGUGCUGGAGGACACCGAACUGCAAAUGGUGGUGGUUGGCGCUGGCCGCGCCGAUCUCGUGGCCCAGACGAAAGCCGUGGAAAAGCAAUUUCCGAACAAGCUGUUCUACGCAGGCUGGAUGGGAGCGGAGCGUUAUGCUCUGCUGGCCGGAUGCGACUACACAUUGCUGCCAUCCAGGUGGGAGCCAUGCGGACUUGUGCAGAUGGAGGCUAUGCGCUUGGGAACGCUGCCCAUCGUCGCCCCAACUGGAGGCUUGAAGGACACCGUCGAGGAUGGCCUGAACGGCCUCUGGACGGAUGGUGAGAUGACCGUCGAAGCGAUUGUGGAGCAGGAGCUAGAUCUGGCAGUCUGGCUCCAUCGCAAAAGACGUGAAGCCACUAUCGAGCAAGAGUCGGUGACGUCCUUGGCCAAGGCCCUGCGCCGAGCUUGUCAGCUCUUCCAGUCAGAGCCUGGCAAGGUAGUUGAGAUGAAGAAGGCUGCGAUGGCCGCUGCUGCAGAGUUCACCUGGAGCAACGCAGCACUGCAGUACGAGGCCAUCUUCCAAGAGUUGGGCGUCAAGGACGUGCUGCCACAGUGCGGCGGAUACGCCACGGUCACGCUGGAGACAGACAAACAGGUCGGCGCAGAGGUGGCCGACAACUUGGACAAGGUUGAGAAGAAUGCGGAGCCCUUGCGCCACUACCUGGCCGCUGGCGAGGCCUGGGAGGCGGCCAUGGGCCUGGCAAAUCGUGCCGGCGAGGCUCUCAACGAGGUAGAGGCAUUUGCGACGCGUGCGUUUUCCAGCGACGGCUCGCCUCUGAUCUUGCAUACAGAAGACCAGGCAGCGCUGCGACGCACGAUCUCCCGUCAGGCUCAGCUCCAGGUCUCUCACUGCUGUUUCAAGUGCAGUGCACCGAGCUCUUCCUUUGACCUGGCUUGCAGCAAAUGCUCCGUGGCUCUUUGCUCCGCUUGUGUGGGUCGGCUCGGCGAGAGGCCCUGCUGUCCUGGUUGCAAGGACACCGAAGUUUUCAAUGUGGCAGCUGUUCGUUUCCACCAGAGUGCGCAGCAGAUCACCACUUCCGCUGCCAGCCUCUGGGAGGGCAUCUUGUACCUCGGCAAGGAGCUUCUCGAAAGCAGUCCGCAAGGCUCUCCCGUUGCGGCUGACGCCAGUUCAGGGCCUGGAAAACCACGCCUGUCUGGGCACCCAGUGAAGUUCAUGGCGUGCAAUUCUCCUUCUCAGUUCGCUGGAGGAGACGCCUCGAAAUCCCAAAUCGUCAACUUCAACUUUGAGCUGGAAGCCGGAAGUGCCACAAAGCAGGAGGGCAAAGAGGGUGAGGUGCUCUGCGUCAAAAGCACCUUCCUGGACAUGGGGGAUGGGCUCAGUCUCAAGAAACGAUUCCGGACCUUUCGCAAGGCCUCUACAGAUGGGAACCUGGACGACGGAGAGGGCCCAGAGGUCUACGAGCCAGGCACAUUUUCACCAAAGUGUGUCGAUCGCUCAGAGUCAGAGGACUCAGGGACAAAGACUGGCGCGACAACGCCCACAAUGCCCUCUGGAGCAGAGGACAACAGCGAACCUGAGACCUGUGAAGAAAAGUGCGAAGAGGAACACGGCGAAUGGCCAAAGCAGGAUUCAAGCCGAAGGAGGCCGCGCACAACGGUAAUGAUGCGAAAUCUGCCCAACAACUACACAAGGUCCAUGCUGCUACAGCUGCUUGACUCACGCGACUUCGCCGGGCAGUACGACUUUCUCUACCUUCCAAUCGACUUCACGCGUAGGGCAAACCUCGGCUACGCCUUCGUAAACCUCGUCAGUGAGGAAGCCGUUGCUUCAUUUUGGGAGCUCUUCGACGGGUUCAGCGCAUGGUCUUUCCCUUCCUCGAAGGUUUGUGAGGUGUCCUGGAGCGGUCCGAAGCAAGGGUUCAAGGCCCACGUGGACCGCUACAAGAACAGCCCCGUGAUGCACAAGAGCGUCCCUGACGAGUACAAGCCCAUGAUAUUCGCCAACGGGGUGCGAAAGAAGUUUCCUGCUCCAACAAUCCGAAUUCAGCACCCAAAGAAAGCUGGAAAGCAAUGA
Messenger RNA from Symbiodinium sp. CCMP2592, 11070 nucleotides. The record is from the annotation of a GenBank genome assembly. NCBI's taxonomy places the organism in Eukaryota, Dinophyceae, Suessiales, Symbiodiniaceae.